Messenger RNA from Aspergillus aculeatinus CBS 121060, 1734 nucleotides. RefSeq lists its product as uncharacterized. The record is from RefSeq and is a predicted model, not a curated record. Bases 205 to 1734 code for a protein of 509 amino acids. NCBI's taxonomy places the organism in Eukaryota, Fungi, Ascomycota, Eurotiomycetes, Eurotiales, Aspergillaceae. The transcript has a single exon.
CUGCUCAUGAAUAGAUCCUUGAUCAGCAAGCAAAAGCCCUCUCUGGGGCAACUGCCUCGCAUGAAUAUAAAUACCCGCUGCAGAGCCCACUUCAUCCCGUCCAAUCCAUCAACCCACACAUACAAUCACCAACCGCAACCAUCGUGAUCGUUCUGCUAUUCCAAUCUCUACCGCUUCUUACGCAACAGCAACAGCAACAGCAACAUGGCGAAACCUUACGAUACGGGGGCCGGGGUCUAUUUCUGGGUCCCCUAUGAUGGUUGGAUGCAAGAGCAAUGCCCCAUCAAGCCCAAUGUCGAGCACAAGACGGUGCGCAGCACGGCGGCGGCGGCCUCGACCUCCAUCCUUGGAGGGAAGUGGGGCAAGAAGAAACAAGAGGAGGAGGAGAAGGGAAAUCCGCCUUUCGAAUAUCACGGCCAGGAAGUGACCUUGGCCUUCGUUUCCGAAAUCGUCCACUUGCUGGAGGAGAAUGAGAUCUCCCUUCACGCAAUCAACGAUGUCCUGUGGCGGUUCUACGGCUGUCAGAAUCGCAUCAACUCCAUUGACCUGGUCAUCCCCGCGGCUGACCUUGAGGAUGCUGUCAAGGUCCUGCGCGCUGCCAAAUUUGACGAUGACCAUCCCCGAUGCAUCGGUCAUUUGGAGGUGACGGUGAAGGAGACGAACGAGCACUACCCCAGCGGCAAAUGGAAGUCUGGAGAAAGGCAUUUCAUCGGCGCCCCCUGCCCUUACCUGUGGAAUCUGCAGGCGCGGCACCUCGAGGCCUGGUGGGUGCCGGACCAUGUCUUCCACCUGCAGCCGGCCCCCGGCCAAGAGCGCCACGUCGAUCUCAACCUGUUCCGCCACGAGGAGUACUUCUUCCAUCUCCCUUCCCCGGGGUCGAACGAGCUGUGGGCCCACGACCACUCGAAGAAGGAACAAUCGCCCAUCUACCUCGACUCGACCGAUGUCGCCCUCGAACGAGAGGUGGAAGAACCCUAUGCGGUCAAGAUCCUGUUUCCCGCGCGCAUGGUGGAGACCCUGAUCCGCCUCAGCUACCAGGAUUGGUACUUGCACAGCCCCAUGUCGAGACUUUUGUCGGAUUGGCAUGGGUGGACCGAGUGGGAUCGCACUCUCGUCGAUAUCUUCUGCUCCAUCAAAGGCCGCGCCGGGGAGGAGGAAGCACGCCGACGGGUAAGAACUCAGGGGCACCAACUCAAGGUCAACAAGACCUUGGUCGAGGUCGAUGAUGAUCACCUCGAGGAGGCGCUGCUCACCCUGAAGGGGCUGAAGCCCCACUGGUUCCGACUGAAGGACUUUCAGCCCCUUUUCCAAGAAUACCUGCAAGCCCUGUCCCUCACGAGACGCAGCGGCCGGCCAUGUAAGCCCUCGCCUACCCAGCAGGAGCAGGGGCAAGCUCAAGAGCAAUCCAGCCCGUAUCCCCGCGAAUGGCUCGAGCAUUGUCCCAUUCAGGACCACUUCCAGCACUGGGCUGCCUUCUCGGUGAUGAAUGAGUUUGCCUGGCGCUUCAAAGAAGCCGGAUUCUUCCCCAGCGGCUCUCCUUUCUACGUCGAGAAGACGACCCGGGCCAUCAAGGCGCUCAAUCACCCGCGGCCCCCCUUCGAUGGGCUCAAAGACCCCACGCAGUGCCCCGGAUUCUGGCAGUCGAUUGCACACUCCAGGGUCGGAUGGCGGAGACGAGACGAGCAGCAUGCGCGGACCGAUCCCUGGUCCCGACACUACCGUCCUUGGCCUUAG